AUGGCGGGAACUCAGGCGGUGGUCCUCUCGAUGACUUUCUCAUCUGUCGCGUUUAUUUUCGUUUCUCUACGCUGCUUCAGCCGCAUCUUGUUUGCCAAACGCCUCUUCAUAGAAGAUGUCCUGAUCGUACUAGCUCUCGUCUGUUCUUUCGGCGUGGCAGGGGCGAUUGAAGUUGAACGACAGUAUGGCCUUGGGGAGAACCUUUACACGCUGCCACCCGAUCAGACGGUACCGGGCCUGAAGGCUUUUUGGGCCAGUAUCUUUCUCUACGGCCUCUGCCUCACGUUGGUCAAGUGCUCAAUUUGUUGCCAACUUCUGAGGCUUUUCACCGAGACAAAGUACAAAGUGGCGCUACAAUGCAUACUGGCCUUUCUCAUUGUUUUCGGGAUCAUUGCCGCGGUCGUGACAGUGUUCACCUGUACGCCCCCUCGGGAUUUCUGGGAGGAAAUGAUCCUCCCGGACAAAUGUAUCAACUAUGUGCCCUGGUGGUUCUUCAGCGCUAGUGUUUCUAUCCUGACAGAUUGUGUGCUUUGCAUUCUGCCAAUGCCGAUCUUGAAGAAGCUUCAUCUACCACCGCGACAGAAAUAUGGCCUGAUCGCUGUCUUCGCAGUCGGAGGUUUUGCGUGUAUUGUGUCUAUCCUGCGUCUGCACGCGAUUUACAAAUUCAGCCGCUCAUCCGAUGCUUCAGAGGCCAAUGUCGAGGCAGCUUACUGGUCUGCGAUCGAAGUCAACACUGGCAUCAUAUGCGCAUGCAUGCCUAUGAUUCGACCUCUCAUGAAUCUGAUAUGGAAGAAAAUAUUCAGGUCGUCCACCCGCACUGUAUCAGUGACCUCAGAGUCCAGAGAGUACAACAUGAAAUAUGGUCCUCCAAGCGCUUUGCAAUCUUGGAGGACGCCGUUAGAAGAUGUGUCAUUCUGUACCGUCCCUGACAAUAUGAAGGAUUAUCUCGAGGCCUCCGGCAACCAUCAUAGAAACGAGGAAUCAGAGAGCUUAGCGGGCGCAACACCAAGUUUAGCCUUGACGAGAUCAGAUGUUGAAUGCGGAAGACCCCAUGGGUGA
This is a messenger RNA of Exophiala spinifera, 1059 nucleotides long. RefSeq lists its product as uncharacterized. Bases 1 to 1059 code for a protein of 352 amino acids. Lineage: Eukaryota; Fungi; Ascomycota; Eurotiomycetes; Chaetothyriales; Herpotrichiellaceae. The transcript is spliced from 4 exons. The record is from RefSeq and is a predicted model, not a curated record.